ACAAGUGAGCAAAUUUGUCACAACAUACAGCCUCAUCAUCCUCGCACCUGAAGGCUUACAGAAGGUACCACCAUUGAAAGCUGUAUUCCGAAAUGGUGAAGUCUCGAAACAGUAAUCAAGCUCGUGCUACAUUUCUAUAGAUCUAUAGAACUGGUCUUUUUGGAAAUUAUCUCUGGAGAACCAGGAGACUACGUUCGAUUUGACAGGUUGAUGGAACUGUUAGUAGGUGUCUAAUACAAUAUGGAUAUAGAAAUUGAUGUUCAAAAUAACAAUUCUCCAAAAGAAAUCCAACCGGAAUCAAUGUCAUCUUCAUUUCCCAUUUUCUUAAACCACACCCUGCAAGAUACAUAUAACAAUAUGAGUAAUUUGUCUUUUCUUGGAAAUGACAGUAGAGAGGAAGACAUAGAUUAUUUUCAAGCUGAAGAGAUGGAACGAAUCCUCAGUGUCCUAAUACCUAUCCUUUUUGGUGCCAUUGUUGUCAUUGGUUUGAUAGGCAAUUCAUUUGUGGUUAUUGUUGUCUGGUUCAACCAUCAGAUGCGUUCCACUACCAACCUUCUCAUCAUUAACCUAGCGAUAGCAGAUCUUCUCUUCAUAAUAUUUUGUGUACCUUUCACUGGGUGGGACUACUCUCUUCCCUAUUGGCCGUUUGGCGACAUCUGGUGCCGUAUCGUCCAGUAUUUGGUAUUCGUUUGUGCCUACGCCAGUAUUUAUACACUGGUUCUCAUGUCUCUAGAUCGAUUUAUGGCCGUAGUACACCCAAUUACGUCGAUGUCUAUCCGCACAGAAAGAAAUGCCUACAUCGCCAUAGCUAUAACAUGGUCCUGUAUCCUUAUCGCUUGUGUACCGCUUCUAGAGGCCCAUGGACUUAUGAAUUACAUGUACAGGCAGAUGGAACAUUCGACUUGUGGGUUCCUCGCAAUGAAAGGUUAUAACUAUGCUGCCUUUCAGAUUUCCUUCUUUCUUUCCUCCUACGUAAUUCCACUGGUUCUGAUCUUUGUCCUCUACAUGCUCAUGUUGAAACGAUUGUGGUUUCACGUGACACCAGGCGGGAAAAUAAGCGCGGAAAGCCAGAAAUCAAAGAAACGAGUCACUCGGAUGGUGGUCGUAGUUGUUUUGAUCUUUGCCAUUUGUUGGUGUCCCAUACAGAUUGUUCUGGUGCUGAAGAGUUUGGACAAAUACGAACAUAACACAUCCACCAUCGCUUUUCAGGUUUCUUCUCAUAUCUUGGCUUACAUGAAUUCUUGCGUUAACCCUAUUCUUUACGCCUUUCUCUCCGAAAACUUCCGGAAAGCUUUUCACAAAAUCAUCUCCUGUAACCCUCGACAGAAACGUCCUUACAGACAACCUUUCGAACGAAAUGAGCGAGAAACAGUCGGGACGUAUACGUCUAAAAGCACCAGAUUGAAUAAUGAAAUUUUAUAGAUAAUUCUAUUAACAGUUUUUAACACUUUCAAUGUAUGUGUGUGUCUAACAAAACGAAAAUAAGUUAUCUCACGUGAAGAAACCCGCUUUCCCGCUUCCAUUGAAGGAAGGGCGUUCGACGAUCUUUAAUUCUUUCAAACUUUCCCAAAUAUUCUAAACUCGCACAUUCAAAUCUUAGCAUAUUCUUCUACAGCAUGAAUUUAGUUAGUUCCAGAACUGGUCGUUAGAGCAAGGAAAGCCUUUUUUAUUUCUCCAUUAUCACGACAGUAUUUUUCCAUUAAUGGCAAGGAUGCUACAGCUGUAAAACUAGCAUUAAGUACCGUUCAGUGAGUGUUUCCUGUAAGAAGUGGUAGUGUGUAGCUUGCUAUUACAGUACAGCUAUUGAUGUUACUUUUAAAAAUAAACGUGAACAAAUAACAUCAGUUCACAGGCAUUAACACAAUUCUGGACCUACAGCUCUCAGCCGCCUAUAGAUCACCUGUAUUUAUAUAGCCUUCGUGGAUCAGAACAAAUGGAUCACUUCUUUUAGUCUUGAACAACUCACCAAAAAAAAACAAAAAAACUACGAGUUUUCUGAAUCCGCUUUGAUCUUUGAGAACUAUGUCGAAUAUAAACACAUUUUUUAGUGGACUGGGUGUGCAAAAUUCGAAAUGGUAAUUACGUGUUUAUAAGACGCGUCUUUCUACACUUCGGCAGCAGAUAAAUUAAUGUGGAUAACAGUGAAUGAGAGAACUACAGAGGAUGAGACUCUUUGUUAGUGACAAUAAUGCAUCAAGAAUUCGUGUACGGUACCUUGGCGAUUAUGACACAAUAGAGAUUUUCGUGACCUCUUGAUUUUUGCUAGCUUGACCAAUUUCUUCUAAAGAGUCAAGGAAAUGACAGAAGUAAGGGUUGUAUAUUUUACCCUUACUGAGGUUAAGUUGUGAUGUUCCAAAGUGGACAACUGAACAGAAUGAAUAUGAAAGUCCUGCAUGGUGUAACCAGGAAACUGAUAUUAAUGUCAUCUGGCGUAGGCUAGUUACACCUCUACGAUUCAACUUUGUAGCCAACAACUAUGUGUGAAUAUUAACAACUAAAAUUUUGCGAAUACUUGUACUUAUUUAUAUGGACUAUUAAUGUCUAGAGAAUAUUUAUUAAACUUUAUUUGAAUAGCAACAUCGUUGUCAAAUUAUAGUUAUAAAAAGAUUAAAGCUCUGACAUUGUUUGAGUGUUGAGCUGUCUUAAUGUUGUUGAAGUAUGAGCUGUACUGACAUCGUUUGAGUGUUGUGCUGUGUUAAUGUUGUUUAGUAUGAGCUGUGCUGACUUUGAGUGUUGAGCUGUCUUAAUGUUGUUGAAGUAUGAGCUGUGCUGACAUCGUUUGAGUGUUGAGCUGUCUUAAUGUUGUUUAUUUAUGAGCUGUGCUGACAUUGUUUGAGGGCUGUGCUGUCUUAAUGUUGUUUAAGUAUGAGUUGUGCUGACAUUGUUUGAGGGCUGUGCUGUGUUAAUGUUGCUUACGUAUGAGCUGUGCUGACUUUGAGUGUUGAGCUGUCUUAAUGCUGUUUAACUUUGAGUUAUGCUGACAUUAUUUGAGUGUUUAGUUGUCUUAAUGUUGUUUACGUAUGAGCUGUGCUGACAUUGUUUGAGUGUUGAGCUGUCUUAAUGUAGUUUGCGCUUGAGCUAUGCUUACAUUGAUUAUACGCAUAGCUGUCUUAAAUUUUUUACGCAUGAAAUUUGUAGAUAUUGUUUGUGCUCAGAACUAUAUUAAUUUUGGUUAUGUAUGAGCUGUGCUGACAUUGUUUGUGUGUGUGGGGCUCCACAAACGACGUCAAGCAAGCAGUCGAUAUUGUUGGUAAUAAAACUUUCCUGUAGCAGUGUUUGUAGAAGGCACGUGUAUCUAUGUAUAUAUAGGUAUCUGUAAUGUCAGCCUUAAAGACGGAGUAUUAUUAUUAUUUGAAGUUUUUAAAACAAUAAUUCGAUUUUUUUCUCUCAGUGAUUCUACGUUGUCGACCUAUAAAGUAUUACAGAAUGAUUGUAUUAAAAUAAAAUAAAUUUGUU
Messenger RNA from Limulus polyphemus (Atlantic horseshoe crab), 3456 nucleotides. Its product is annotated as allatostatin-A receptor-like. NCBI's taxonomy places the organism in Eukaryota, Metazoa, Arthropoda, Merostomata, Xiphosura, Limulidae. Gene Ontology annotation, molecular function: G protein-coupled receptor activity. The record is from RefSeq and is a predicted model, not a curated record. The transcript is spliced from 3 exons. Bases 241 to 1422 code for a protein of 393 amino acids. Gene Ontology annotation, biological process: G protein-coupled receptor signaling pathway. Gene Ontology annotation, cellular component: membrane.